Molecule: messenger RNA, 468 nt
Organism: Penicillium daleae
Lineage: Eukaryota; Fungi; Ascomycota; Eurotiomycetes; Eurotiales; Aspergillaceae
Exons: 2
Coding region: 1-468 (155 amino acids)
Source: RefSeq, a predicted model, not a curated record
AUGCCUACCAUCCUCCCACCCUGGCCACACCUUCUAUUCGGCGUCCUUGAGCCUCUUUCUUUGGUUCUCGGAAGCCUCGCCCCGCUGUAUGACCUGAACGGCUUCAUCGCAGGCCAAACCCCCCAGGCAGACCCUCCCUCCGCCCAUCCCAGCAGCCUCUCGUUGGCCUACCAACUCGGCAACCUAUAUUCCCUCCUUUUCCUCGUCGGGGUAGCCGUGUUGCAUACGAGCACGGAGCCCAAGGUAGUGCGUAAUUACAUGAUUGCCCUGGCCAUUGCCGACGUCGGUCAUGUCUACGCCACGUACAUGGGGAUGGGCUGGGCUGCAUUUGCGGAUGUUGGCGCCUGGAAUGCUCUGACUUGGGGAAACAUCGGCGCGACCGCAUUUCUCUUUAUCAAUCGUUUGGCAUAUUUCUUGGGCAUAUUCGGGACUGCAAAAGCGCCUAAGGUGGCAGGGAAACGAGAAUAA